UCGCGUCAAAUGAGUGUAUGGCUUUAAACCCACCGCUGCUAUCGUUAACCCAUCAUGUCUCUCGGGCACUUCAGGAGUAGCUGUUUUUCGUCAGUGUGAUGCUAUGAACGAGGCCUCGUUCAAUCUGGGACAAGAUGACGGACGCCCAAGGCGAUCGCCGUCCGGAACAGUUGAAUAAAUUCGAGAAGCUGACAGGCAGGCCGCUUCACGGUCACCGUACGCCCCCCGCCCGCAGUGGCCACCGCUGUGUUGCUGACAACACAAACCUCUAUGUCUUUGGGGGCUACAACCCAGAUUACGACGAGUCAGGUGGCUCUGAGAACGAAGACUAUCCACUGUUCCGAGAGCUUUGGAGGUACCACUUUGCAACGGGUCGAUGGCAGCAGAUUCAAACAGAGGGCUUUGUGCCCACAGAGCUUGCCUCCAUGUCAGCCGUGUUGCAUGGUAACAAUUUGCUGGUGUUUGGCGGCACCGGGAUCCCCUUUGGUGAGAACAACGGGAAUGACGUCCACGUUUGCAAUGUCAAAUACAAGCGGUGGUCGCUUCUCAAUUGUCGCGGGAAGAAGCCCAACAGAAUCUACGGACAGGCGAUGGUCAUCAUAAAUGGCUUUCUCUACGUGUUUGGGGGUACAACGGGGUACCUGUACAGUACAGACCUGCACAGGCUAGACCUGACCACCAGGGAGUGGAACCACCUAAAGCCCAACAACCCUCCUGAUGACCUACCCAAGGAACGGUACAGGCAUGAAAUAGCACAGGACGGACAGAGGAUCUACAUACUAGGAGGAGGGACCUCCUGGACAUCUUACCCUCUGGACAAGAUUCACGCGUACAACCUGGAGACUAAUUCCUGGGAGGAGAUUGCUACAAAACCUCAUGACAAAAUAGGGUUUCCCGCUCCUAGGAGAUGUCACAGUUGUGUUCAAAUACGAAACGAUGUAUUUAUUUGUGGUGGCUACAACGGUGAGUUGAUACUGGCUGACCUGUGGAAGAUCAACCUGCAGACAUUGCAGUGGAGUAGGUUGCCCGCUAUGAUGCCUGAGCCCGCCUACUUCCACUGCGCUGCCGUUACGCCGACGGGCUGCAUGUACAUCCACGGCGGUGUGGUGAACAUCCAGGAGAACAAGAGGACCGGUUCUCUCUUCAAGAUCUGGCUAGCCGUGCCGACCUUGCUGGAGAGAUGCUGGGAGAGGCUCCUCCAGGCCUUCCCCCACAUCGCCUCUCUGCCCACCACGCAGCUGCUCAACCUGGGGCUCACACAGGAACUCAUCGAGCGCUUGAAAUAACAGACUUGGAUCAUCAAAUGAGUCUUUCCUGCUCUGCCAAAACUAUGGGAUGCCUUCUUUUGCCUCAUUUUUUGUUCUUUUUACAAAAUAUGUUUUUGCACUAAGUGUGAAAUUAUGCUAAAUACUGAAAGUAUGGAUUUUCCCCAAAUUGCCAUUCUGGAGUUGACAUGUUGCCUAGUUUUGCUUAUCAAGUCAACCCAUCAGCAGUUGGAAACAUUUUGCCAAAUCAUGAUUUGCUUAAAUUUAAAACUAUAAACCCGGUACUGUAUAUUACACGUGUUAUUAAAUUUUUAAAGACUUCUGUGCAAAGGAUGGAGCAUGUAUAUUAUUUACUGGAAGAACUCUACACCAUCCCGCAUAGUAUUUUACGUUUUAAAGCGGCACACUUUUUUUGCGUUUGCCUAAUAGCUUGGUCACUCUUAAAUCGACCCGCCCCCAAUACUCUUGUCGACGAGACAAAUUAACGCAUUGGCAAAUGGUCAGUAUGUGCAAUUUUAAGCCUACUCGAUACAUGUAAAGUUCUCUUUUAAAAAGUCGCGUCACUGUGAAUUUGGUGCUCUAACAGAAUCCAUUUGAAAUGUCAUGAUCCGAAUAAAGUUUAAAACCCUCGCUGAUGCUGAAAUGAAUGACUUUGUAUGGGAAUUGAGCUUGAGCAAUGCCCUCAAAUAUUAAAAUAGGGUUGCAGCAGUGGAAUGAGGACAGUUGGUGUGGAAGCGGUACUAAUCCUUUAGUUCCAAUCGGGUUAAUUUGUGCCGGAUCCUGCCGGAAAAAGAUCCCGCACCUCUUGAUUUUGGCCU
Messenger RNA from Corythoichthys intestinalis (scribbled pipefish), 2083 nucleotides. RefSeq names its product kelch domain containing 10 (gene klhdc10). Gene Ontology annotation, molecular function: protein binding. Gene Ontology annotation, biological process: positive regulation of stress-activated MAPK cascade. The transcript has 9 exons. Bases 135 to 1286 code for a protein of 383 amino acids. Lineage: Eukaryota; Metazoa; Chordata; Actinopteri; Syngnathiformes; Syngnathidae. The record is from RefSeq and is a predicted model, not a curated record.